AUUUUUAACAACAGGAAGUAAAGAAACAGUUGAGUGUACUGUAUUCGGUGGGUAUGCUAAAUGUUUCGGCUGUACUGUGGUGCAAAAUCUCCGCUGAAGCUGGUGUUUUUAUCCGGCAGAAAUAUGUCGAUAGCGCCCACUGACCGUGGACCGGCGGGCGGUGACCAAAGCACCGACAACAGGUCGAUUCACUCGGACACCGUGGAGGAGGUCCAUAACAUCCCGAUGCAGGUCAUCAUCAGACCGUUUCCUCCAGUGCUGGACGAGCAGAAAGUCCAGAACCUGAUGGACACAAUAAGGGAGACGGCAGACAUCAGCGUUGUUCCUCCUAUUGAUGUGCUCUGGAUCAAAGGCAGAGAGGGAGGAAAUUACUACUACUCCUUUGGAGGCUGUCACAGGUUUGCUGCCUAUCAGAGGUUGAACAUGCAGACCAUUCCAGCAAAGAUCAUCAAAUCUAACAUCUCAGACCUAAGCACUUACUUGGGGGCUUCAACGCCUGAUCUGCGGUGAUGCUGGAGCAGCUUGGAGCUUUCCACCCCACCCCCCGCUUCAAAUGUACUUGCCUCAGGUGGAUCAUACAUAAUAUGGCUGUAACUCUCCUGUUGAUGACUGCAGAGUGAAGGCUUUGCCAGCAGGGGGAAAUGUAGCUCUUUAGUUAAAUAUGUUACAUUUUGUCAUUUGAAACAGCUUAAAUGUAUGCAUGUUAAUCAUGUGAUAGCUUUAAUGUUGCCAAAUACCACCUGCACAUACAAAUUUAACAGUUUUCUUCAAGUUCUUUAUUUAAAAAAUAUGACGCCUGAGAUUGGGCUAAGAUAAGUUUUUUUUAUUUUAUUUUUUUUAACUUAAAUCGACUAAUAGCGUGAAAGUAUGAAAGAGAAAAUGAAUUUAGCACAUCUUCAUCUUGGCUAUAAAAUGAAACCUUGAAGCAUCGAGCCCAAUAACGAUAGACAAAAGUGAGAGUGUCAAUCAUCUUACUUCAUGUAAAGAGAAAGGCUAGAAAACAAGGUACCAACUAUUUCAUAAACCCAAUUUUAAAAGUAUAACCCUAUAUAAAAUUAUUUACAACAAGCUCUCAAUUUUGCUGGUUUUAUUGGUGAUCAUGGAAUAAAUAUUACAACUAAUGUACCUACAUUUAUUAAUGAUUCAUUUUUUAAAUAGAAAUAAACACCAGUCUUAAAUUAACUGAA
This is a messenger RNA of Oreochromis aureus, 1187 nucleotides long. RefSeq names its product sulfiredoxin 1 homolog (S. cerevisiae) (gene srxn1). Lineage: Eukaryota; Metazoa; Chordata; Actinopteri; Cichliformes; Cichlidae. The coding region runs from base 61 to 510 and encodes 149 amino acids. Gene Ontology annotation, biological process: cellular response to oxidative stress. Gene Ontology annotation, molecular function: sulfiredoxin activity. The record is from RefSeq and is a predicted model, not a curated record. The transcript is spliced from 2 exons. Gene Ontology annotation, cellular component: cytoplasm.